Messenger RNA from Mesitornis unicolor (brown roatelo), 1213 nucleotides. Its product is annotated as lateral signaling target protein 2 homolog. The record is from RefSeq and is a predicted model, not a curated record. NCBI's taxonomy places the organism in Eukaryota, Metazoa, Chordata, Aves, Mesitornithiformes, Mesitornithidae. The annotation marks the transcript as partial. Gene Ontology annotation, biological process: negative regulation of epidermal growth factor-activated receptor activity. Gene Ontology annotation, cellular component: early endosome membrane. Gene Ontology annotation, molecular function: metal ion binding. The transcript is spliced from 11 exons.
CGCUCUGACCCCCGCCUGCUCUCCCAGUUCUUCUUUGCCGAUGAGAGGGUGACACGGGUGGUAGCUGAGAUCAACGGGCUGGAUGCAGAGCUGGACCCACAACAGUACCUGGUGCUCCUCAACCAGCUUCACCUCAGCCAGGCUCAGCUGCUGGCCGUUCUGGAGCGGAUCAUGGAGGAGUGCAUCCCCACGCAGCGGCACAGCCGUGACUACCUGGUCAAGUUCCCCGAGGAGCUCUUGGUGGAUAACCUGGGGAACCACAUGCUGUUUGCUGCUGAGUGCCUCCUGGCUGGGACCUUCUUGGAGGUGGAGGAGGCAGAUGGGGCUCAGCUGCGGCCUCAGGCCCGGAACCUGCUGUGCAGCCUGGAGCUGGUGCGGACGGUGCUGCGGGAGCAGAGCCUGAGCCAGCCCAGCUCCUACCCAGAGCCCGUCCAGGCUGCACUCGUCCAGUUCGACCGGCUCUUUGCGGAGUUUGAGCUGAGCUAUGUGUCCUCGCUGGUGGCGGUGAAGUCUCCUGAGGAGAUCUACAGGCAGCAGGAGAUCAUUGUGCUCUUCUGCGAGACGGUGGAGAGAGCCCUGCGCCUGGGCUACCUGACCCAGGAGAUGAUUGAUGGCUACGAACCGCUGCUGAUGUUCACCAUCCCUCGUCUGGCCAUUAUCAGCGGCCUCCUCAUCUACCCCGAGGGUCCCCUCAGCCUGGAGCAGAGCCCUGAGCAGAUGUCUCGGGUCUUCAGCCCCUUCUACAACCUCCUGAGGAAGAUCAGAGACCUGCUGCGGGUGCUGUCGAUGGAGGAGCUCUGCUUGCUGGAGAGGAGCCUGUGCUCAGCUGAAUCAGAGGAUCCCUGUGGUCCAGCCACCCCCACAGCCCCCCAGCCUCCCGGGAGCACCCCAGGGCUCAGUGCCACCCCGGGUGCCCGCUGCUGGGAGCUGCGCUCUCGCUAUAGCAGCACCAAGGACAUGCUGCACACCCUCUUCGUCUGCAUCUCGGGGGUGGCAGAUCAGCUCCAGACCAACUUUGCCAGUGACCUGCGGAGCAUCUUGAAAACAGUUUUCAAGAUCGUGGCCUCGCAGGUGGAGCCCCCAGAGGAGCCAGGUGCCAGCCCUGCCUGCCGCUCGCCCUUCACCCUGCUGCGCCGCCGGCACCAUUGCCGCAGCUGCGGGAAGAUCUUCUGUGCCCGCUGCUCACCACACGCCGCAGCACUGCCACACUACG